Molecule: messenger RNA, 912 nt
Organism: Abrus precatorius (Indian licorice)
Lineage: Eukaryota; Viridiplantae; Streptophyta; Magnoliopsida; Fabales; Fabaceae
Exons: 1
Coding region: 1-912 (303 amino acids)
Biological process (GO): shoot system development; root development
Source: RefSeq, a predicted model, not a curated record
AUGGAACCCAUUUCUAAAUUUCCCUAUGCACAUCAACCCAUAAGAUCCAAUAGUUUUUCCAGUAGAGUACACCCUGCUUCUGAAAGAGUUGAAGCACUUCUAAACCACCUUAAACCUCAUCAUUCUCAACAUGUCUCAAGUACUAUUUGUUUGGAAGCUGAGACAGUUCAGAAUGACUUAGUUAUGCUUGCAGAGGUAUACAAUUGCAUGGAGGAACUCUUCCACUCUCCACAGACCCAACAAACCCUUCUUCGCUACCAAGAUGGGAAACUAGUAGAAGAAGCAUUGAGUGACUCAGUCACAUUGCUAGACACAUGUGGGUGUGCAAGGGACUUAUUGUUGGAUCUCAAGGAACACAUGCAAACCCUUCAUUCAGCCAUACGUAGAAGAAGAGGGGAUUCAAGCAUUGAAAGCAGCAUUUCUGCUUAUGAUAGCUUCAGGAGGAAGGCAAAGAAAUUAAUUGCAAAACAACUUGGUCAGCUGAAGAAAAUGCAAAACAAAGUUAAUUCAUUUUCUCUUGUGGAUCAAGAUCAGCAGUUAACUUUUUUGGCUAGAGUUCUAAGAGAAGCAAGCACCAUCACCAUCUCUAUAUCACGUUGUUUAUUAGUAUUCUUGUCUAUGCCAACACUUGGAACAAAAGGGUCCUCUUUGAUCUCAAAAUUGAAGCCCAUGGUAUUGUUUUCUUCCCAGAAAGAACACAAGAACACCAACGGGGUUGCAGAUCUCAGCAAUGCUCUUAGCUCCCUACUUGGAAGAGAGAAAAACCGUGAUUGCAAUGGUGAAUUUCAAAGGGCAUUAAGAGUGUUAGAGACACUAAAUGUUAAUAUUGAUGGUUUGGAGGGUGGGUUAGAUUGCAUAUAUAGAUGUUUAGUGAAAAAUAGAGUGUCGUUUCUGAAUAUGCUUACUCAGUAG